Molecule: messenger RNA, 1781 nt
Organism: Ruditapes philippinarum (Manila clam)
Lineage: Eukaryota; Metazoa; Mollusca; Bivalvia; Venerida; Veneridae
Product: cholecystokinin receptor type A-like
Exons: 1
Coding region: 309-1454 (381 amino acids)
Biological process (GO): neuropeptide signaling pathway
Cellular component (GO): membrane
Molecular function (GO): neuropeptide receptor activity
Source: RefSeq, a predicted model, not a curated record
AAUAAAUACAUCUGCGACAUAAACAAUUCAUUUUAAACAAACUGAACUUGAGCAUAUGAUCAUUAUUUAAAGAUAUUGGAUUGUGAUAAGGCUAAUAAUGAGUGAUUUAUAAAGAAGUCGAAUAAAGAAAAUUCUUUUCAGCGUUUGUGCUCUUGGUUGAGGUUUUAUAAGUGUCUCUGGGAGAAAUUCUUAUUUUGUCAUUCAGAACACCUUUCCGAUUAACUCACAACAAUCCUACGUUGGACGGAAGUGCUGAAAAGUUACGACUAUAGCCUCAAACACUCAAACCGGAUAGCUAACAUUCAGCUAUGGUUGAAGAACAAAAGAUAUUCUCUGAACAACAAUUGGCUGAAAGGAUGAACUAUGAAUUAAUGAACGCUCUCUUGCCACUUGUUACAUUCAUAGGUUUCGAAAUAGUGUUCGGAUUCUUCGGAAACUUGCUUGUUUUCUAUGUGUACACUUUCCGCUAUCGUCAGAGAAAUUUUCGAUAUUUUGUUCUGUGUUUAGCAAUGGCUGAUACAUUGAGUUGUUUAACUUCGAUGCCACUGGAGAUUGUCUCACUAACUCAUUGGUAUAUCUAUCCAGGAGAAGCCUUGUGCAAAAUUAAAACGUUUUUCAGCGUGUUUACUGCGAUUUCGAAUAGUCUGUGUUUGUUUGUGAUUGCAAUAGACAGAUACAGGAAAGUUUGCGAACCUUUGGGGUGGCAAAUCACACCGGAAAUAGCUAAACGUCUUUGCUGUUCCAUUUAUCUCGUUGCCUUUCUCGUGAGUGUUCCAUUUCUAUACUUUUGGGGAACUAUGUCUUAUCAGUAUAUAUAUGAAAAUAGAAAUAUCACGGUAACAACAUGUGGUAAGGACACUGGCAAAGUGCAUGCCGUUGGCUACGCUAUAACAAUAGAUGUGAUAAUGUUCAGUACUUUGUUUAUAAUGCUGGUAUUGUAUACUCUAAUAGCCAGGCGACUUCUUGCAAAACGGAAACCAAUUAUUGUUGGGGCAAAGACAUUGAGUCAUGCUAAAAAGCUGGUGUGUUCGAGCAGUGAAGAUGGCGCAGUGCUGCAAUUAAAGGAGUAUUACUCCGCACAAGACGCUUAUAAGUACAGAUUUAAGGAUGAUAGGUGUCGGAAAGUCGUCAAUAAUCAACGUGUUGCAAAUGGAUAUGAAAACUGCAAGGUUGACGCUCGCAUCCGAAGAAUGACUGUGAUCAUGCUAAUUUUGACGUUGUCUUUUAUCAUCACUGCGGGUGUUUAUCUCGCACUACUUUUCCUUUUCGCAUUAUCUGACGAUAAAAAGGUUGAUAAAAUGAGCAAUGGUCUUAAAGUGGUCAUGUCAUUUUUCUUGCGUCUGUAUUUUAUAAACCACGUGAUCAACCCUGUAGUUUAUAUUUCGAUGGAUCCUCACUUUCGAAAAACAAUUAGAAAAAGAUUUUAUAGAAUAUUCAGUUGUAAAUGUUGUUGAAACAUUCAUAUUUUCUGUUUGGUAAAAAGUAAAUCAUACCGAACCUUGCACACCGGCUUGCAUUUCAUGGUUCAGAAAGUAGUCCCAACUUGCAGAGAAAAUAACAGUACUGACACCGCUUAAAAUUUUAAUGGACAGGAGUCGGAACAGGAAUGUUCCUGCAAUUAAAACGUUUCAAAAUACGUAAAAUCAGCCUUGAAGUGUUUGUUUGUGUGUUGUUGUUUACAUUAGCGUUAUGAUAUAAUGAGUAAUUGGGCAUCAAAAUAGUUCCAAUAAUAAUGAUUAAAUUGUUUUAACCACGUUUUUAUGACAAUGGCAAACAAUCAA